AUGUCGACCUGGAGAGGUGCUUCCUCUAGCGGUAGGGCUGGCUUCGCGCCUCGAGGUGGUCGAGGUGGUGGUCGAAGCGGACGAGGCGGACGGCAGAGUGCUCCACAGCCCGAUAUUGUCAAGCAUCCUCUUGGGAAUUUGGUUGCUAAAAUCACUAGUAAAGAUAUCGAUCUUACCGCUUCAGGUGAUACCCUUUCUGCGACCGCUGUUAUCACCGAUUGUGAAUAUGUUGCAUCCUACAAUUGGAUGAAUGAGAGCGCUUCAACUAUCAUGGCACCUGGAAAACCUCCAUUGUGGACACCUCUCUCGGUGCCGCGUCAGUUAGAUGAAGACAGUGGCGAUUUCUACCGAGAUCCAAAUGCUGCUAGGUUUCCAUCGUAUCCCAUUGAACCCGCCGUUCAGGCUAUAUUCAGAGUCGACACUGCUUUUUCAACAUCCGAGAUUGACGUCUUCGCCUGUGGUAGUACCCUGGGCAACCUCCUUCGUUUCGCUCGACAUGAUGAUAAACCCUUCCGCUUCACGGUUGAGCUGAUCGGAAACACUGUCUUCUUCGUCCGUAAAGAGGGAUCCCCAACUGAACUUAUCACCGGGGUGCGAGGAUUCGGACAUACGUUCCCGGAGGCGUAUACGACUUGGGAGUCGGAUGUCAAGGGUUCUGAGACGCAUCAACGAAUUGUGCAAUACAAAUUCGGCGGACUCGGAUUCUUACUGCGCUUCGAAUGCGAUGGUUAUUUUAAUACCGCCCGACCGCGAAAAUCAAUCCGUAAGGGGGAUGACGACCUAGCUCAAGCCUUGAAAGCGGUAUCAGUCAGUCAGUCCCUCCCAAAGCAGAAUAACACUCUCAACAUCAAAACCGGCGGGUCCGAAGUUCCCCAGUCUUCGAUUUUCGACCUCAAGACUCGUUCAGGAAAGCAUGCUCAAUCAAUAGAUAUGGAACAGAUCCUCCCUCUACUUUACCUCAAGCAAAUUCCCAACUUUAUCGUCGCGUACCACAAUGGCGCUGGUCUUUUUCCGACAAAAGACAUCAAAGUUGAGAACUAUGAGAAGAAAAUCCGGCAGUGGGAAAUUGACAACAAGUCUGCAUUGGAAAGAUUUUCUGUUCUCCUACGCAAGAUCAUCGAGGUUGUAAAGAUGGAUGAGUGCGGACGGCUCGAGAUUUAUCGCCCUUCCCUUGAUUAUCUUGAGAUUCGCAAGCAGCAUGGGGAUGAGUCGCAUGUAUUGCCCUUGUCUUUAAGACAGGAAUGGGAAAAUGCAGGUUUACAAGUCGCGGACGAGCCCGACUCCGAUCAAGAGUCAUUGCAAGAGAGCGAAGGGGUUCACCUACCCCGUGGUUACUACAACUACAAUCUCGACAGUGAUUCCGACGAUGAUGACGCCAAAGAUUUCACAGCUUGUUCUGCGGAUGACUGUGGGUACUGCGGGAGAUGCACUUACUGA
Orbilia oligospora ATCC 24927 is the source of this 1437-nucleotide messenger RNA. RefSeq lists its product as uncharacterized. The transcript has 2 exons. NCBI's taxonomy places the organism in Eukaryota, Fungi, Ascomycota, Orbiliomycetes, Orbiliales, Orbiliaceae. Bases 1 to 1437 code for a protein of 478 amino acids. The record is from RefSeq and is a predicted model, not a curated record.